Messenger RNA from Hemibagrus wyckioides, 5060 nucleotides. RefSeq names its product sorting nexin 7 (gene snx7). Lineage: Eukaryota; Metazoa; Chordata; Actinopteri; Siluriformes; Bagridae. The record is from RefSeq and is a predicted model, not a curated record. The transcript has 10 exons. Gene Ontology annotation, molecular function: phosphatidylinositol binding. Bases 215 to 1534 code for a protein of 439 amino acids.
UAUUUAGUAUGCUAGUACACUGCAGGAGGACAACACAAACCCUGCUCCUCUUUCCUGAACACGGGAUUUCCGUUUCCGCGCAGUUAAAAGCGGUUCUGCUUGUUCGACUGUCAGUUUCAACCUUUCUUUCGUUUCUUUAUUUGACGAAAAGAAACCCCUCAAACUCAUGAAAUUAAGUCCGAGUGACAGAAAGUGAGCAGUGAUUUGGUGUAGAAUGAGCGGCACUGCUGGCGAAACUGCUACGAUACCGGAAGAUAUCUCAGGCCAAAUGCUGGAGCUGGACGAGGACGAGGACUUGGAAGUUUUCAGUAAGGAUGCAACCUUCACGGAUGGAAGCUCCUUCAGUGUUUCUAUGCAGACAUCCCCUGGAUCUAUGGUCAAUCAGUACAGAUUUGAGGAUGAUGAAGAUGAACCUGGAACUAAGGACAUAUUCAUCACAGUUGACAAUCCUGAGAGUCACGUGACCGCCAUUGAGACAUUUAUUACAUACAGGGUUUUGACCAAGACUACACGUAGUGAGUUUGACUCAAGUGAGUAUGAAGUUCGCAGGCGCUACCAGGACUUCUUUUGGUUAAAAGGCAAACUCGAGGAGGCUCAUCCAACUCUUAUUGUCCAUCCCCUACCAGAAAAAUUUGUUAUGAAGGGAAUGGUGGAAAGGUUCACUGUUGACUUCAUCGAGACGCGGAAAAAAGCACUACACCGGUUUCUCAACAGAAUAGCUGACCACCCCAUUCUCUCCAGCAGUGAGGAUUUCAAGCUCUUUCUUACAGCACAAGCCUGGGAGCUAGCGUCUCAUAAGAAGAAAGGACCUGGUUUCUUAAGCAGGAUGGGUGAGACAGUGCGAGCCGUGGCUGCUACGGUCCGAGGGGUCAAAAAUCGGCCAGAGGAGUUCAAUGCUAUUCAGGACUAUGUGGACAACUUUAGCCUGAAGCUGAACUCACUGGACAAAAUCACCCAGAGGAUCGUCAAAGAAAAACGAGAGUACCUGGAUGAAAUAAAAGAGUAUGGCCCAAUUUACACCCUGUGGUCUGGCUCAGAAGAGGAGCUGGUGGAGCCUUUAAAGCUCAUGGCGAGUUGCUUGGACAGGUGCUCCAAGGACACAGAGGAGCAGAUCGAGCAUCUCAGUAACAGCCUCCUCCCAACACUGCACGAGUAUGUGCUCUGUGCAGACAACCUCAAGGCAGUGCUGCGGAGGCGAGACAACAUCCAGGCAGAGUUUGAGGCUAAGAAUGAAGCUCUUGCCACUAAGAGGACGGAAAGGGAAGCUGACUCUAAGGUGCUGAGUUUAGCAUGGGACAGCCUGGUGGGCAAAGACCCAGAGGAGGUCAAACAGCAGAAACAGCAGAAGCUUAAAGGAGAGAUUAAAGAGAUAAAGGACGACAUUGAUAAGCUGGAAGACAGACUAGAAUGGGCCAAUAACACGCUGAAAGGGGACUGGAGCCGCUGGCAGAAGAGCAUGAGGUCCGACCUGAGAGCAGUCUUUACUCAAACAGCAGAGAAGAACGUGGAAUACUAUGAAAAGCUCGACACUUGACUUCUUAGAGUUGAAUCAGAAAUUGUGACCCAAGCACUGAUGGCUCAAUCCAUCCUGAAGGGGAACAUUUGGGGACUUUGUAAACAAGUCUGCGAACUAUCAUCAAUCCCUGUGCUCUCAUAGACCUAUCGGAGGAGGCAGGUGAUUAUAGUCUGUGAAUUUCACAUGUUCUCAUACAAACCAUGCACAGCAUUGCAAAGUGAAAAAUGUUUCUUCCUCAUUCGAACCAUUUGAAAAAGGUGAACUUGUGCUGAAACAAAUGCUGGCAGAUAACCUUGACACAUGAGCUACACAAGAGGUUCUCCCUCCUGAUUACACUUUCACAUAUUAGAUUUUUUUACUUUUACUCUUUUUAUUGGUAGACAUCAGUGUGCUAUAGGAUGCAAAACUGUGCACAGCAAGGAAGUAAAACAGCUAUCUGUUACAGAGACAGUCACCACAGUGGGGAGAUGAAUCAAUUAAGCCUGUUCAUAUUGGUACUGUACUGUUAUUAUACUUCUCGUAUCACUGUUGAAUACAUCACCCCAAGUCCCAGGUUUGUUUAAUAUCAGAUAUACAGGCCACAAUAACAAAAAGGGAGUAGGGAAAGAGAGGAAUCAAUGAAGCAGCUCCUCUUUAAUAAGUUGAGACAGUUUAGAGGAGUGAGGCGUGGUGAUUUAACGAAAGGCCAUAUCGGUUUGUGCUGAUAAAAAAAAAAAAAAGAAUAAGACUUCAGAGUUGGUAUGCAGGGGAUGAGGGGGGCUAAGUUGGAAGCAUGUGGCAUUCCUGAACUCUUUGAAUCAUUAAUGUGCACAAGAAUGGCCUCAAUAAGCUGAGGCAAGAGGAUGAAACUCGGGAGAGUGGGAGAUGAGGGUGUGGAUAUUGACUGUGUCCACAAUGUGCCCUUAUAGAAAAGAAUUUUCCUCUGCCUCGGUAAUAGUGUGUAGGAAAGAAUACUUCCAGAUAAUGGCAUAUGUACAAGAAGUAGAGCAAGUGAUUGAGAUAAGGAAACAGGAGAUGAAAGUGAGUGGUGUGUGUGUUUAGGAAAAUUUACAGGUGAGAAGAUGAAAAGAGUCAGGAGGAAGUAAUGCAAGAGAAGAGGAGAGAGCAAAAUAUAGUGGUGAAAAAAUAGAAAGGUGUUUUCCAUUUAAAUAUGGUUUAUUAGUAUGUCCAAGCUGAAAUAUGUUUCAUUUUAAAAUAUUAUUUUUACCGUCUUAUAUUUUGGCUCUAUAAGCAACAUGUGAGGAACAUAAAGGGUAUGGUUUUGUCACUCAGAUUUUACAUUUCUGUCUAUAAUGUACUGAAACAAGAACACUCUAGACAUAUUCUCCACAUGGCGCUUUUAAACGGAUUAUUAGAUUAUUAUAAUUAUUAUAUAAUAUAAAUCUAAUAAAAAUAUCAUUUGGAUAUGUGCAUUGAUGAUGGGUUUAAUCCUGACUUACUAUGUGGACUGGUAUUGUAAUUUUUAGAGCAAUUUGCAUUGUAGCCUGUGCAACACUGUGGGCACAGCAGCUGCACACCAUAAGAUGGCAAGUUCAUAGGAUUGCCAUGGAGACGCCAUAGCAACAAGGAUGUUGCUCAGAGAUGGGGAAGACAAAGAUCUUGUCAUUAAGUGUUAGACUUAAUUUAGACAGUACAUGGUAUUUUUGAGGUUUUUAAAUACUGCAUUGUGUGACAUGGGGCACGGCAGGGUUUGCUCUUAGGCCUUCGAUCAUUCAUUGUAUGAUGGCUUUAUACUAAAUGUUUCCUCUUUGAAAUCAACACUCAGUGUGUUUGUGGAGGUUAUUCCAGCUCCUGUUUAUGCACUCUGAACUUUAGCUUCACAUGAAUUGUGUGUGGGCAUGUAGCUGCAUAUGUAUUCGUGUGUUUGUGUACAGGACUGGCUGAUUUAUUCUCCCUGCACUGCCUGUAUUUUUCCCGAUUAAUUUUAUUUACCUGAGUUUUCUCAUAACAGCUGUGGAUGAAGCGGGUCAGAGGCCUUGGGCGGCAUAAUGAGUCUCUAAACUCUAAGCUAAGCCUCCACACACUCCAUGCUGAUACACAUUCUACAUCAGAGAGUAUUUACAUUUCCAGUCAUUAUAAAUGAGCUGAGAUCAAUUUUACCUCUGCAGAUACUUACUGUACAUAAAAUAACGUGCCAUUAGGUCCUAGCACCUGAGUGCUAAACGCAAGUGUGUAUAUAUAUAUAUAUUUUUUGUUUCAGGGUUAGCAAACUAUUGCUGACCCUCUGCACAAGCAUUUAAAAGCUGGUGUGAUCAAGGCAUUCCAUGUUAUUUUUCUUUUCAUUUAAUUUUCAGUGCUUCUAGAAUUCACUCGCACUUCUGUCUGAUUUUUUUCAGUCCAGCUUCUUCCCCCCAGUUCUCCUCAUGAGAUCUUAGUAAAGUUUUCUUUUUGAUGUGUGCCCAUGUCACACAGCAAAGCAUAACAACGCUCAGCUCCACUUGGCAGCUCAUCAUCUCCAUCAGCUGUCAGUUUGAUCAUCUCCAGCCUUGAGGGUGUCAGUGACCCAUUGCCCAAAGUCAGACUCAGAAGUGAGUAAAGCAGUCGGUUCUCAGCUCCUGUGUAUAUUUUUGCCCUUAAGAUGGUGACUCACACGUUGACCUCGAGUUUCUCGGUCUUUUUAUGUGUGCAGUGUGAAUUGAGGUUCUGAUCAGCAAAAUGUUUUCUUCACGGUUGAAGUAAAACUUUUUUGGUUUUAAUUUUCCCCACUGCAUAAUGAAGGCAAUCAUUUAAAUCAGGCACUGAUUUGCAGCCUGAUUUCAGCCUUCCUUUUCUAUUACAUUUCAUAAAGAUCAAAAAUACUGUUGACUUGCUCAUUCACUACGUCAGGAUUGAUGUGGAAUGAUGGUGAGUGAAUCGGAGCGAUCAGCCGAUUCGGAGUGCUAACUUUGAUGCAGUCCUUUCUGUCAGGUCAGGUGAACAUUUAUUAUCCAAUAUCAUACACACAUGGAUAAAAGCAAAGAAAAGCUUGUUGUUAUUCUACUUUUAAACAUGCUCUUUGCCGUCGCUUGUUUGUCACAUUAAUCAAGACGAACACUUUGGUUUCACUAUUUGUUUUGAUUUUAUUUGCCUUUAUUUGUAGAGACAGGCCUAAGAGGAUUGGUGUUGUAUUUACCUGAAUUUAUAUGCGUUGUCAAAAUUGACAACAUAAGUCCCCUAAGUUUGCAGCAUGUUUGGCUUUCAAUCUCUCAUCUGAAGUGCUUUAAAAAGGUCAGAGCUCAGAGCUCCUUUGGAACGGUGCAACACUGAUUAAGUGGACCAGUUCAUGGCUAUUCUGAAUCGGCAGGAAAGUUUGUAGGCUCUGGGGGAGGAGAGGGUUGCUGAUGUCGGAAGGACAUUAAUCUUGAGCCUGGAAAGUGACACAUAAAUGACGCAGAGGGCUGCAGCCGGCCACAGCCUGGAAUGAAAUCGGGUGCUAAAUUGGAAGUCGCCGUGUGUCAGCCCUCAUGACAGCCUUCAAAUAGCUUCUCAUUACUCUGCAGUUGGAGGGCUACCCAGACAAAAAAAAGUGGCAUAGGUGCACAGGCUCGAUGCUAAUGUCAUUAUG